CUGUCAAAUUUAUUAGCAAGUACAACAGACUGGUCCAUUGGGCCACGGCUUGUGUUGAGAAUGACAUUAGGAGCAGAAAUUACUAGCCAGCUGAAGACUUCUUCAUACAUAGCAUCAGGCCGGAACCUUUUGAGAUGGGACCUGUCACCAGUGCAAAUUAGAACAAGAACAGAAGAACUGAUCAGGAAGACAAAGCAUGUAUAUGACAGUGUCGGGAUGCUUGAUAUUGGAGAAGUAAAGCAUGAGAAUACUGUACGAGCCUUGGCAGAUAUAGAAGUGGAGUAUGCAGUGGAAAGAAGCAUGUUGGAUUUUCCCCAGCAUGUCUCACCUGACAAAGAGGUACGCUUAGCAAGCACAGAAGCUGACAAAAAGCUUUCUAAUUUUGAUGUGGAGAUGAGCAUGAGAGAAGAUGUGUUUCAGAAGAUUGUUUAUUUGCAGCAAACCUGCAAUCUUGAAAAUGUAAACCCUGAAACAAAGCGAUAUCUAGAGAAAUCAGUUCAAGUGGGAAAAAGAAAUGGACUCCAUCUUCCUAAAGAAGUGCAGAAUGAAAUAAAGACGAUGAAGAAAAAAUUGAGUGAGCUGUGUAUAGACUUCAACAAAAACUUGAAUGAGGAAAACACUUUUCUUGUAUUUUCUAAGGAAGAACUUGAAGGCCUUCCUGAUGACUUUAUUAAGAGUUUAGAGAAGACUGAGGAAGAUAAAUAUAAAAUUACUUUAAAGUAUCCCCACUAUUUUCCUGUCAUGAAGAAGUGCUGCAUUUCGGAAACCAGGAGAAAGAUGGAAUUUGCUUUUAACUCGAGAUGCAAAGAGGAGAACACAAAAAUUCUUCAGCAGUUGCUUCCACUAAGGGCAAAAGUAGCAGAGCUUCUUGGUUAUAAUACACAUGCCAACUUUGUCCUGGAGGUAAACACUGCAAAGAGCACAGAUAACGUAACAGCCUUCUUAGAUGAUUUGAGUAAGAAGCUAAAGCCAUUGCUUGAGGAAGAAAGAGAAUUCAUCCUAGAUUUGAAGAAAAAGGAGUGUAAAGAAAGAAACUUUGAUUAUGAUGGAAGAAUCAAUGCAUGGGAUCUUCAUUAUUACAUGAACAAAACAGAAGAGCUGAAGUACUCCAUAGACCACGAAAAGCUGAAGGAAUACUUCCCAAUUGAGGCUGUUACAGAAGGCUUACUGACUAUUUACCAGAAGCUGCUGGGACUUGUAUUUGAGCAAGUAGAAAGUGCUCAUGUUUGGCACGACAGCGUUACUCUUUAUACAGUAAAGGAUAAUGCAACAGGAGAAAUGUUAGGGCAGUUCUAUUUGGACCUUUACCCCAGAGAGGGAAAGUAUGGGCAUGCAGCAUGCUUUGGUCUCCAACCCGGCUGUCUUCUCUCUGAUGGCAGCAGAAUGAUGUCUGUAGCUGCUUUGGUAACCAACUUCACAAAACCAGCAUCAGGUCGCCCAUCAUUGCUGAGACAUGAUGAAGUAAAGACUUACUUCCAUGAAUUUGGUCAUGUAAUGCAUCAGAUAUGUGCACAGACUGAUUUUGCUAGAUUUAGUGGAACUAAUGUGGAAACAGACUUCGUAGAGGUACCUUCACAAAUGUUUGAGAACUGGGUGUGGGAAAAAGGACCACUACAGCAAAUGUCAAGACAUUAUAAAGAUGAAAGCCACGUUGGAGACACUCUGCUUGAGAAGCUUGCUGCCUCUAGGAUGGCUAAUACAGGCUUUUUAACCCUCCGUCAGAUUGUUUUGAGCAAAGUUGACCAGGCACUGCAUACAAAGCCAUCUGUUGACCCAGCAGAUGAAUAUGCUAAAUACUGUGUGGAGAUUCUAGGAAUUCCUGCCACCCCAGGAACAAACAUGCCAGCUACUUUUGGACAUCUGGCAGGUGGUUAUGGUGGUCAGUACUAUGGAUACCUGUGGAGUGAAGUGUUUUCCAUGGACAUUUUUUAUAGCUGCUUUAAGCAAGAAGGAAUAAUGAAUCCAAAGGCUGGGAUGAAAUACAGAAACCUCAUUUUGAAACCUGGAGGAUCUUUGGAUGGGAUGGAUAUGCUGCAAAAUUUCUUGGAACGUAAACCAAGUCAGAGAGCUUUCCUACUGAGUAAGGGGUUAUGUGUUCAGUAAAAUUAUGGAUCCUUUGUAAUGGUAUAUAAGUAUGGAAUGAGCUGGAAAUGUCAGAAAUGUGAUUUUU
Messenger RNA from Opisthocomus hoazin, 2170 nucleotides. The record is from RefSeq and is a predicted model, not a curated record. NCBI's taxonomy places the organism in Eukaryota, Metazoa, Chordata, Aves, Opisthocomiformes, Opisthocomidae.